Molecule: messenger RNA, 5262 nt
Organism: Mya arenaria
Lineage: Eukaryota; Metazoa; Mollusca; Bivalvia; Myida; Myidae
Exons: 36
Coding region: 100-4776 (1558 amino acids)
Molecular function (GO): signaling receptor activity
Source: RefSeq, a predicted model, not a curated record
AAACAAUUGCGGUACUGUUGUUUUACUAUUGUCUUUCUUACUUAAGAGAUAGGUUUUAAAUACACAUCACAAAGUAGUUAUCAUUUUGGACUAGGAACAAUGUUUAUUGUGUUUGUACUAUUGCAGGUAUUUAUUCAAGAUGUCUGCGGCCUGUGCCCUACCGGUUGGCUUGAAUUUCGCUGCAGUAGCUCGUGUUAUCGGUUCUUGUCAUCGAGAAAGAUGGACUGGACAACGGCCAGAAAGCAUUGUCAGACUCUGUCAGGUGACCUGCUGACACUUGAAUCCGAGGACGAAAUGAUCUGGGUAGAACAUGAGCUGUUUGAUUACCCGACGAGCAAUGAGUGGUGGAUAGGCCUAAAAAGAAGCCCUGACAAUAAAACAACGUGGUUAUGGACGGAUGGAUCAAUAAAAAAUGAAUCAAACAGUUUCAUCCAGUGGGGCAGUGGGGAGCCCAAUAACUAUCUAGACUCGGAAGACUGCGGGGAAAUUAACAACCAUACCCUCCGCGACAGGGACUGUGGCAUACCCCAACAGUCCAUAUGUAAAAGACCGCAAGAUGUUCCGCAUUAUUGUGAUGUGGACAAUGGCUGGACAGACCUGGUUGUUGAAGGGAAAGACAUCGCUUGUUUCAAGGCCAUGCCAACAAAAGUGAAAUAUAAAGAUGCCCAAUCGGCGUGUAUGCAAGAGGAAGGUACCCUUGCCCCCAUGGCGACUGAGUCAGAUCAACAGGCGUUUAUUGUGUACCUAGCAGAGCAGGAUGACGGAGCUGCUUAUUGGCUUCCGUAUACCCGGAACACGAAAUCUCGACUGUUACCUAUAACAACUAGUGAACCGGAAAACUACUGGUGGAUGGAUCCAGCUUCGGAUGAACAAACACUGGUAGACAACAAUACAUUGUGUAUGGUUGUGGAUACAAACACUAUUGAUUUCAACAACAGACGCCAAGCAUCAUGUGACGACUUGUACAAACCCGUAUGUAGGAAGGAACUAGGCAUUUGUCCAUCAGGUUACACAAAGUACAAUGACUUCUGCUUCCGGUUUGAAAUCGAACGGAGGACAACUUGGAGGGAAGCAAGGAGUUUCUGUAACAUCCGCAACACGAAGUUACUUCGUAUUCAGUCGAAUGACACACAGAUAUUUAUUGAGAGGAACAUUCAAAAGAAUAGCACUGUCUGGCUUGGGUUUAGUGGUACGAGAAAAGACUCUUGGAGAUGGUUUGAUGAAGGUGAUGACUCCACAUUAGCCUUCGGAGCCUUUGAAACAAACAAAACUGCCUCUCUCGCUAGAAACAUCGAAAUGUGCGGCGUACUGACAGGCUCUGGAAAGUGGGAAAGCCAAGAUUGUGGUAGUUCUAAUGCGGGCACUGUUUGUAUUGGCCACUUCGUAAGUCGACCACUUGGUUCCCCUUGCCCAGUCGAAGAACAAAAUUGCCUUGAAGGACCUUUACCUGAGCCGCCACAUACUUUAACACCAACCUUCAAAUGUGACAUAUCAAAUUCCUACGAUCUGAGCCAGCAGAAUGGUCUAUGCUACAGACAAAUACCAAUGCUUGUUGACUGGUAUAAGGCGCGGACGUUAUGUGCAAACGACAAUGCUAUCCUUGUGGAUGCUGUUACAAAUGAAACGAUGACCAUGCUUGCAACCACCUACGGAACAACGAGCGACAAGGAAUCUGAAAGAUGGAUUUGGACAGGUCUCAAUGACAGAGAGAAAGAAGGCCACUACGUUUGGCAAAGGGGAACCAGUCAGACUACUAAAGGCUACUGGAUGCAUGGUUCGCCUAAUAACUUUGAAGUUGGGACUGUUUAUUCGGAAAACUGUGUUGUAAUGGCAACGGCAUCACAUGAUGCAUAUCUUUCCGGCGACAAUCGCUCCUUAAUCAUAGAAUGGGAUGACAUUCCUUGUGGCUUUAAAAGACGGGCAGUUUGUCAAAAGGGACCAGAGUACAAUAUAGCUCUUGGGAAGAUGAUUGCAGUGUCCUCCGGAGACCAGGGAUAUCAGUUAAUAGACGAUUGUGUUGACAGGGAUAUUUCUAAAGGCUGCUGUGGAAUAAUAACUGGUUCUUAUCCCUGGUGGCAACUGGAUCUUGGCAUUCCGUUUACCAUCAGUUCUAUUGUUAUACAUAGACGUUUUAAAGAAGGAUGCGCCGUAUGUCCGACGGAAAUGAGGGACUUCCGGCUAUUUAUUAGUAACGUCACAGGCUCAAAGAACGACACUGACCUGGUUUACACAGAGACAUCAGACCGGCCACAGACGAUUAUCACAGUGCUCUUAGAUACACCAAUUACUGGCAGGUAUGUGCGGAUUGAUAUUCCAAAACAAGACGUUAGUUUUGCACUUUGCGAGGUCCAAGUGUUUGAAUACAAUGGGUGGACCGGCAAAAAGCUCACGCCAGAAAACUCAAACUGCAUAACUGACUCGACAAAAUGGCUAGGACUUGUAAACCACACUGAAACAGGCCUCGAAUGCCAGAGAUGGGUCCUUGACAUACCGCAUAAUCACGGUUACCAUGAUGACACAUUUGCUGGUGGUCAAAACCAACACGAGGCUGAAAAUUACUGUCGCGAUCCAAGAGGAGAGGGCCAACCUUGGUGCUACACCACUAACCCGAAUGUUCGAUGGCAGUUCUGUAGCAUACCGCAUUGCACCGUAGUUACAAACCAAGGACACAAGGAUAAGUCUGCCACGAAUUCUUCGAUCUGUAAGAAUGGCUGGGAUGAGGACCCUAACACAGGAGCCUGUCAGAGAUCCGGAUACGAACAGUUAACAUUUGCCGACGCUGUAAAUGUUUGUCAAAACGAAGGAGCAAGUGUCUUCGUACCAACUAUGGAAAGUGGAAUAGGUGUUUUCAACGAAAGUGAAAUACAAUGGCUCGGAAUCAUAUACGACAUGAACACCACACAGUGGAAGCAAUUAUCUGGUCUUGAUGUACCGAUGUUUAUUCUGGAUGCCUUAGCAUCUGCUACUGCCAAAAAAAUGACGGGACCCUCAUGUGCGCUCAUCAGUGUUAAAACUGAAGCGAUGCAUACUGCCGAUUGCUUGGAAAGACACAACUUCACAUGCAAAACAGCAGAAAGGUUCUUGAUUGUGAAACAUGGUUCCGCUGGAGGAGAAUAUGUGACCGCACCAUUUCUGUCCAAAUAUCACAAUGCCUAUAAAUUCGAAUUCCGCGGUGAAUCAGCUGCGCUUCUAAGACUGACAGGCAAAAACGACAUUGUUCACUACGAAAUUAAACUCGGCGGAAAAUAUUCCACACAAUGCACAAUUAAAGAUGUCGAGACAACUGAAGUUCUCUACAAAACACGCCUCGAUGUUGUCACCAGUGCAACGGUCUUUAAAGCCUUUUGGGUCAGUUGGAAUAAUUCUGAAGUCAAAGUCGGCCGAGGAGAAUUAUAUGGACGAAAUCAGUUUAUGUCUUCGGCGGUAAAGGCGCUGGAUGGAGCAACUUUAGAAUUGUGGUCUUCUGCACAAACGGAAUGGAAAACAUAUUGGAAAGACCAAUCCGGUGCAGACGAGGUAAAACAGAAAACAGACCAAUCCGGUGCAGACGAGGUAAAACAGAAAACAGGUGUAAACCUAGCUUUGAACAAAACCACUCGGACGUCAAGCCUUUAUCAUAUGGCAGGCCAUAGUAGAAAAGGAGUGGAUGGUUGUACAAAUGGACAUUACUUCGAUGAAUUUUGUUGUACCCACACAAAGAAUGAUCUCGGUGCCUGGUGGGAGGUUGAUCUUGAACAAAUGUAUCCAAUAAAGGAUAUCGUCGUGUAUAACAGACAAGAUUGUUGCAGCAAUCGACUUCGCGGCUUUGUUGUCUACAUUAGCAGCGUCAGUGAUAGCACUAUGGACAGUGACAUAGUGUAUAGGAACACGGAUUCAUCCGUUCCAUAUAUAACGCGAAUUCCUGUUGAUGGAAAAAGGGGCAGAUAUGUUAAGAUAAGUCUCAAAGACAAGAGGGAAUUUUUAACGUUGUGCGAAGUGGAAGUCAUGCUUGAUCAGGAUUCAUCGAAUUGCUACACUGGUUGGCACGACUACCCAGACACCAAAAAGUGUUAUCGGAUUAUCGACCAACCGAUGAGAAGCCAACAGGGCGCUGAGAUUUGUUCACAGUUAGACGCCACAAUGUCGUUACCUACGUCACUGGAAGAAGAACUUUUUCUAUAUAGUUUAUUGAUCGGUUUGCGGAAACCCCAUAACACCUCAAUGUGGCUUCCGGUGAUGAGAAACGGUAACAAGAUGAAAAUUAUGGCUGACGAGUCCCAUCUCAGAUAUAACAGAUUUAAAAAUGACGAGUCGUCUUUUUCUAAUGCCACAUUAUGUGCUGGAAUUGGACAAUCUACGGGAGGGAGCUGGGACUGGUUCCCUUGUUCGGAUAAGAGGACCGUUAUCUGCCAAUUAAAGGAAUUGGCAUCGACGCCAGCAGUGACAACAUCGACAACUACUGCAACGACUGUUGAAUUUACAUCAACGACAUCAGUGACAUACUCGACAUCUACGGCAACGACCGAAGACUGGAGCACGUCAAAUAAUAUCCUUGGCUCGUUAAAGAAUAGCCAAGUCGACGCAAGCCCUGGCGAAGAAUCCGGACUGACACAAGGAGAAAUAAUCGGCGUCGUCAUUGGUGUCAUUGUAGGGGUUGUCUCCCUUGGCGUGUGUGUAUUUUUUGUUAGAAAAUUCAUCGUGGCCUCCAAUAUUUAUCAAAUGAAGCAAGGCUCGUUUGUUGGAUUUGACAAUGCGAUGUUUAAUAAGGGCACGGAGGACAGUGUUAUUAUUCAGUGACAGUGUUAGUCUCCUGUAAAACUUAUUCUAAUUAUGGAGAAUCGUUUGCGUUUGCUUUUUUUUCAAACGCUCAAAGCUUUGUACUUUGGGUGAGCUAUCACAAUAUUAUCAUCCGUGCUACUUAAGGCGGUGGUUAUUUUACAUACACCUUUUGCUCUAUUAUGCAGCAGUAUUACUUAAUCGAAGCCUAUCUUAAAAAGGAUAACACUGUUUUAUUUAGUGGUUAAAUAAACGACCGAACAUUUAUGAUAUACCGUCUAAUUUUGGAAAUUUCAAUGACGUCAUAGCACAAAAAGAAAACAGAUCAUACUGUUGACCAGGAGCAAAUGGAGACAAAUUGAUGUUUGAUGUAAACGAACUAAAAGAACUAAAUUAUUUAUAUUUGUAUUUGUAUAACAACUUAUCUCUUCAAUCAUUUUCCCUUCAUAAUUGUAAUAUGCUCAUAUAUUUACAUAAUGUGAAUAAAUACUGUUUGAACCAAACAAA